CAUUUAUUAUGCCCGGAGCUCCAGAACACUUCCUUCAAAUGAGCUCACAUCAGUGCACCAGGAGCCGCAGUCCUCUGAGAGAAGGGAAAGGAGAAGAGUUUUGUUGUGUUCUCUCGUCCGCCUCUCAAAAUGAGGAUCUUUUCCGAGUUUACUAGGGUUUAAGCAACCCACAUUACGGGUAUUAGCUUGUAUCCCUGAACGGAGAUUGUGGUCUCGUGGGGUUGCACUACCGCACAUUUUCUUACUGCUCCAGCUUUCUGGUUGUUUUACUGAUUUUGUCCUGCAUUAUCUCUUUGAUUUGUACUGUUCUAGUUCUCCCACAUAGAAGACAAGAAGAAAGGUGAAAAAAGAUUUCUUUUUGUAGCAUGUAUUUUGAGUUUCUGUGGCUUCAUCAGCUUGGUGGGGAGAAUGUAGUAGAUUAGGAGGAUCUUGUGGGGUUUUUGGUGUUAAGAUUCUGGGCAUUUUAACUAUUCCAAGAUAAAUGAAGUUAACUGCGUUCUAAAAACGAAGGGAGAUUUGAGUAGACUUACAUGGACUUCUUCAAAGUGAAGAGGCUGAGGCUUGGCCGGAAGUCUAAAGCAGAAGAAGAGAUGGAUCCGGAAAAGAAUGGAAUGCAAGCGAUAGAGCAGUGGAAGGAGGGGAUUACGGAGUCUUUGUCAAAAGAAGGUGAUCAAGAUGGCGUUUUGGAGGAAGAAGAUGACGAUGAUGAUGAUGUUAUCGCGAAUGAGGUGAAGAAAAGGCUUAAAGAGCUGAGAAAGAACAGUUUCAUGGUUCUUAUACCGGAGGAAUCCUGCCUGGAAGAAGAAGAAGAAGAGAUGAGUUCCAGCGAGUGGAGGGAAUCUGAAGUUGAGGUUGAGUUUCAUUGGUGUGGAUUUGAUACAUUAUACAUUAGUUAUUGUGAGAGAAUGCUCUACUUUGACAAGAUGAUUGUGCAGCACUUGAAAGAAGCAGGCUCAUGGAAUUAUUCAAAUCAAUCACCUAGAUAUGCAACCAAAAGGUUAUCUUUGGCCUUUAAGAGUCUCUCUUUCAAAAGGCAAUAUGACAUUCUUGGUGACUGUGAACAACUGCAGCCACCAGUGAAGGAUGAAACAAAUCAUUAUCUUGAAACUGCUUAUGUUUCCCAAAUCUGCUUAUCAUGGGAGAUACUGCACUGUCAAUAUAUUCAACUGAGCCAGCAGGUGUCAUCUCAGCUUGAGAAUCCAUCCUCCUCAUAUGGUCAUUCUGCUCAAGAAUUACAGCAAUUUCAGGUUCUUCUGCUGAGAUUUAUCGAAAGUGAGCCAUUUGAGCAGGGUUCGAGGGUCGAUAUUUAUGCCCGAGUUCGUAGUUCCCUGCCCAAAUUGCUUCAGGUUCCUACUCUUCAAGGUUCUGAUCACAAAGAAAUUGACAGCGAUGAUGUAGAUCCACCAGUACUUGCGCCACAGCUCUUAAAUUUGAUACAGACUUCCAUUCUAACUUUUCGUUGUUUUCUAAAGAGGGAUAAAAAUAAGACAAGUAGCUCUUUGAGUUUAUUCAAAGGUCAUAAUCAUGAUAUCAGCUCCCUUCACCAGGUCCAGACAGCUCUUGCUAAGAAACAAAUGAAAGUGAAAGAGCUUUCCAAGAAAAAAGCAUGGAAGAAAUCCUGGCCUGCAACACCAAUAGAAGUCGAUCUGCUCUUUGCGCUCAUCGACAUAGAAAUUGUUAAGAGAGUUCUGAGGAUAGCUAAUAUAAGCAAAGAGCAGCUGCUAUGGUGUGAAGAGAAGAUGAGCAAACUGGAUCUAUCUGAUAAUAAGCUGUGCAGGAAUGGCUCCCCAAUCCUCUUCCCCCUAUGAUUUGCAGAUCAUAAAGCUGAUUUAUUAUGGCUGUAAAUUGAUAUAUAACAUCCUGGCUGUAGGUGAGAUUAUAGGCUCUUGCUCGCUGAAAAUAGAGAGACUCUGGCUAUUGCAUUACUGUUGUAGGAAUUUGAAGGAAGGAUUUGAUGCUUCCUGUAUGCAGUGAUAUUUGCUUCUCAUAAAGCUUAAUAUUCUGGUUUGAGA
Molecule: messenger RNA, 2012 nt
Organism: Dendrobium catenatum
Lineage: Eukaryota; Viridiplantae; Streptophyta; Magnoliopsida; Asparagales; Orchidaceae
Exons: 4
Coding region: 531-1808 (425 amino acids)
Source: RefSeq, a predicted model, not a curated record